CAGUGUGUGUGCUCCAUUUCAUGUUCUAGACUGGAAAGAAAGCUGCCAAGACAAUUUAUGUACAAGGACUGCCUUUUGUAUUUAUCCACCUGCUUUUUUUAGUAUACCAGACUGUUAUUGGGAGGGGCUUGCACAAUGAUUAACUUGGACUGAACAACAUAUGUCUCAGGCAACGCAUGAUUCUCACUACCUAAGCAAUGGUAUUUGCUAUCAGGUUGUAUCCUUCUCUACGUUCUGAUGAAAUGGACAAACUAGGGUGUCUUCUAUUCGUUCUACUGUUUAGUUCUCUUGUAGCGGAUGGUCAAAGUUCAGACUGCUCCAAAUCAUCUUUGAAAAAUUGCUAUUUUGUCCCUGAAGAAAACACUUAUAAGCAUGGCAGUGACAUUACAUAUGCCUGUGAAAAGGGUUAUAAAAGAAGGGAAGAGGGAUGGUGGGGUACCAGCAAAUGUGUUAAUGGCACAUGGUCACCUGAACCUGUAUGUAUAGAUGAAAAUGAAUGUUUCGCCCCUGAUGUCCCUAAUGCUGAAACCAGACAGCUUGAAACUGGAAAAGUUCUAAUUGAAUGUGAGGCUGGAUAUGAAAUAGACACCAGCAUCACUUCAAUAAUAAUAACAUGUAAGGAUGGAGAAUGGUCAACAGGAUCAUGUAAAAAGAGUGCAACUGCAUGUGGUGCACCUGCUUUUGUGUCUGAUGCUGUUAUCAUCCAUAAAUACCAGGACACAUUUGGGGAUAAAAAGGCAGUAGAGUAUAAAUGUAAGGAUUCCUAUACUUUGGAAGGUUCUAUGAAAAGUGUCUGCGAGGACGGGAAAUGGAGCUCACCGCCCAACUGUCUAAAGUUAAUUGAACCAACUCCAGCACCAAGACCUGUCCAACCUAAGCCUGCUGCUGAUGACACAACAGGUGAUGGACAUUUUGUUUUCUCACGACACGAUAGAUCGUUGAAAAAUAUGGCGUCACUGUAA
Messenger RNA from Osmerus eperlanus (European smelt), 962 nucleotides. RefSeq names its product coagulation factor XIII B chain-like. The record is from RefSeq and is a predicted model, not a curated record. The coding region runs from base 198 to 962 and encodes 254 amino acids. The transcript is spliced from 6 exons. Lineage: Eukaryota; Metazoa; Chordata; Actinopteri; Osmeriformes; Osmeridae.